Mytilinidion resinicola is the source of this 312-nucleotide messenger RNA. Its product is annotated as histone-fold-containing protein. Gene Ontology annotation, molecular function: protein heterodimerization activity; DNA binding; structural constituent of chromatin. The coding region runs from base 1 to 312 and encodes 103 amino acids. Gene Ontology annotation, biological process: nucleosome assembly. Gene Ontology annotation, cellular component: nucleosome. The transcript is spliced from 3 exons. Lineage: Eukaryota; Fungi; Ascomycota; Dothideomycetes; Mytilinidiales; Mytilinidiaceae. The record is from RefSeq and is a predicted model, not a curated record.
AUGACUGGACGCGGCAAAGGUGGCAAGGGUCUCGGAAAGGGCGGAGCCAAGCGUCACCGCAAGAUUCUUCGCGACAACAUCCAGGGCAUAACCAAGCCUGCCAUCCGUCGUCUCGCGCGUCGUGGCGGUGUCAAGCGUAUCUCAGCCAUGAUCUACGAAGAGACCCGCGGUGUUCUCAAGACCUUCCUCGAGGGUGUCAUUCGCGAUGCUGUCACCUACACUGAGCACGCGAAGCGCAAGACGGUUACUUCUCUCGAUGUCGUCUACGCUCUGAAGCGACAGGGCCGCACCCUGUACGGUUUCGGUGGUUGA